This is a messenger RNA of Ruditapes philippinarum (Manila clam), 540 nucleotides long. RefSeq lists its product as uncharacterized. The transcript is spliced from 6 exons. The record is from RefSeq and is a predicted model, not a curated record. The coding region runs from base 34 to 540 and encodes 168 amino acids. Lineage: Eukaryota; Metazoa; Mollusca; Bivalvia; Venerida; Veneridae.
AAUGAAUACAACAAGGGCAUUGUGGGGAUAAAGAUGAUAUUCAGUGAUCACAAGACAUCGGAUCUGAUACUUAAAUGUGAUACUGCAAAAAAUAGAAGGCUAUGGUUGAAGGAAUUAAAACAGGCACAUAAAGAAAGUCAGCCGUUCUCUGCCGACAGUGGCUAUGGAAGCGGCGGAUCCGUCCCGAGCAGUAACUGGAAAGAAUCAGAACGGGCAUCUACAAUGGAAUCAAAUGACUUGAAUUAUUCUUAUGCUGGACCAGCAUUUGCACAGACAAAAGAGCAUGGUAGGGACAAUAACGUACCUUCCUGUUCGAAUGAGGUCGGUCCGAUGUCAUUAUAUGUAAACACUGGUAAAGACCUUUUGUCAUAUCUCUACUGCUUUAGUAACGUAGUAAGGGAUUACAAAAGAAGUGCAAAGGACGAAGACACAACUGUCACUGAGGAAUGUGACAGAAACACCGAUAUAACAUGCGUGAAAGAAAGUCUCCCUUCUUCAGUUCAAGAAACGAAAUGUACGAUACAUGAGCUUGUCUCUUGA